This is a messenger RNA of Anolis carolinensis (green anole), 1402 nucleotides long. It is a transcript of the gene plvap, whose product is annotated as plasmalemma vesicle associated protein. The record is from RefSeq and is a predicted model, not a curated record. The transcript has 5 exons. Lineage: Eukaryota; Metazoa; Chordata; Lepidosauria; Squamata; Anolidae. Gene Ontology annotation, biological process: regulation of vascular permeability; positive regulation of cellular extravasation. Bases 32 to 1387 code for a protein of 451 amino acids.
GAGACACGUCCAAUCCCACCAAACAGCAGCGAUGGACAGCAAGAACCCGUACACCAUGGCCAAGCUGGGCCUGGACUCCCGAGACCCCCCGGAGAAGCCCGAGCGGGACUGCGGCUUCUACGCCAAGUACUUCUUCCUCUUCCUCUCGCUGAUCCAGUUCCUCAUCAUCCUGGGCCUGGUGCUCUUCAUGGUCUACGGCAGCCCCCAGGCCGGCAACGAGAAGCAGCUCCAGGGCCUGAGCAGUCUCCUCCAGCGGGCAGAAGCCAAGGCCGACGGGCUGGGCAAGGAGGUGGCCGAGCUCAAGCGCCGGCUCAACGCCAGCCAGACCGAGACCGCCCUGGUCCGGAAGCAGGCCGCCAUGCUUAACGGGACCCUCCGAGGCUGCGUCAGCGAGAAGACCAAACUGGCGGAGCAGCAGAGAAGCUCCAUGAUGUUCUUCCAAGGCUGGCAGGAAUGCUCCUACAACCUGCUCAUUCUGAACAACACGUGCCCUGCCAAAGUGGCCUCUCUGGAGGACCAGCUGAAGAUGCUGCGGCUCCAGACCCAAGUGGACCAGGAUGCUGCCGCUGCAGAGAUCCAUCGCCUGCAGGACAAGGCCAACCGAGCCGAGCAGGAGGCCAAGGACUGCCGGGUGGCGAAGCUGCAGGUCCAGACCCGGGAGGAGAAGUACCGGGCGCUGGAGUCCAAGGUGGUGGCCGAGCUGCGGCCGGUCCAGCAGAGCCUGGAGGAGGCCGUGCGCCGGGCCUUCCUCCCGGAUCAGUUCCGGAGCUGCUACCAGUUGGCGGACGUCUGCGCGGGCCUGUCCGGCAGCCUCCAGGGCCACCUGACCGCCUUGUCCAGGCAGGUGGAGCAGAAGGUGGCCGAGGUGGCGGCCCAGAACGGGCGCCUGGAGGGCGAGAAAGCGGACUGCGGGCACCGGCUCCAGGACAAGGAGCGCCAAGCGGCGGCCCAGCGCGAGCAAGCCGAGCGGGAGAAGCAGGCCCUGCGCGAGGCCCACACCCAGGCUGCCCAGAAGGCCGAGGCCGAGCGCAGCCGGGUGGCCAAGGAGAAGGAGGAGCUCCAGGCGCAGCUCGAGCACAGCAAGCAGGCCUGCCUACGCUCCAGGCCCUCUCUGAUGAACCCGGGCCUCGGACCAGGGAGGUUUCCCCCCUCAUCCGGCAACACCAACCCUUUUGGCAGCUUCCCAGGGGGCUCUCCUCCGAACCUGAACCCGGGGGGCGCCCCCAUGGUGCCCAACACCUUUGGCCACCCGCCUCCGUGGCCGCGGCCUGGACAGCCCAGCUCCGGAUCCCAGGGGUCUCCGAACCUUCCUGAGCGGCCCAAGAUGUUGACCCCGGACACGGCGGCCAGGAUGCCCAACCCACCCCCGGUUGGCCACCCCAGGUAAGGUCCAGAUCCCUCC